Molecule: messenger RNA, 1783 nt
Organism: Papaver somniferum (opium poppy)
Lineage: Eukaryota; Viridiplantae; Streptophyta; Magnoliopsida; Ranunculales; Papaveraceae
Exons: 4
Coding region: 224-1441 (405 amino acids)
Source: RefSeq, a predicted model, not a curated record
GCAAAUUAGCUUGUUUGCCCUGUGCCCACCCACCCGAGUUGCUCUAAGACUAGCAUGUAGAGGGAAGUCACCCUAAGAGAAAUGGUACAUUACGGCCAAUUCUAUUAUAUCAACUCGUCUGUCUCGUAAAUGAAUCGCCGGGCUUAAAAACUAGCUCAAGUGUCUCUAAGAAAAUAAGUCCAGCAGCAGCAGCUCAGGCACAUAAUCAACUGGAUCCUUUCACAUGGCAUUUUUGUUUCAGAAAUUUCAAAAGGCUGUUAGUGCUCUUGCAAAGAGUUCAACAUUUGCCAAGGAUCCGAGGCAACUUCAGUUUGAAGCAGAUGUCAAUAAACUCUUCCUCUACACCAGCUAUAACUGCUUGGGAGAGAAUGCAGUUGAGAAGGAUGCGGAGGAGAUUAUCGAAUUGGCUGGCAAAGCGUCUCUAACUGAUCAGCAGAAACAAGUCCAAGAAAACAUCCAUUCUCACAUCAGAACCUUCUCCAAAUCAAUGGAUGACAUUCUGCUUCCGACGUCCAAGAGGUCAGAUGAGUCACUUAAUUCUUCAGUACAGGCAAAUGCAGUACCUCGUCGUAGUGGGCUCAGUCUUGCUGUUGGUGGAGUUGCAACUCCUUCUAACCAACCCGUUGUGCCUGAAACACAACCAUUAUUACGAGCUGAGCUGUCAAAAAGCUUAAAAAAGCAUAUGGGAUACACUCUUGAACUGAAACCAUCUCAAAUCUCCCACAAAGAAGCUGGCAGAGGUUUAUUUAUUGAUGGUGAAGCUGAAGUUGGAUCAGUGAUAGCCUUCUAUCCUGGUGUAGUGUAUUCGCCAGCUUAUUACCGUUACAUUCCGGGGUAUCCACGAGUUGAUGCUGAAAACCCAUAUUUGAUCACGAGAUAUGAUGGCACUGUGAUCAAUGCACAACCAUGGGGAGAAGGUGCGGAUUUGCGUGAACUAUGGGAUGGGUUAACUGUACCAGAAUUUCAUCUCAAUCUCUCACAAGGUGCUGACAAAGGUUCUGAUAGGAUGUGGAAGAUGCUUAGUAAGCCUUUAGAAGGUGGUAGAAGAGAAAUUGGAAUGGAGAUAUUGGAGCGACGAAACCCACUAGCAUUAGGCCAUUUUGCGAAUCACCCUGGGAAAGAUAUGGCCCCAAAUGUGAUGGUCUGCCCUUAUGAUUUUCCAUUAACUGAGAGGGAAAUGAGAACUUAUAUCCCGAAUAUAUUGUUUGGAAGAGACGAUGAACCUGUGAAGAUGAAGAGAUUUGGUUCUUUUUGGUUUAAAUCAAGGAGUUCCACUGAAAGUACAUCAGAUGUUCCUGUUCUGAAGUGUCUUGUUCUAGUGGCCACGAGGGCACUUCGCGAUGAAGAGGUCCUACUGAAUUACAGGCUAAGCAAUUCCAAGCGAAGGCCGGCGUGGUAUAUUCCCGUUGAUGAAGAGGAAGACCGGCGGAGGUGGAGCUAGAUGCAGCCUUUAUCGUGACAUAAAAGAGGUAAUGACUGGCUGUUUUUUAAAGAAGAGGUAGGUACUUAUCUCAGAGCUCAAUUUUCACCACUUCUUAUGAGCGAGACAGGACAGACGUUUUAUAUUGGUUGGUUUAAAUAGCGGCGAUGAUUACAUUAAUAUUCUCUUGGAGAAAAGAGAGGAAUAAAUUUUUUUGUGCCUUCUGGGUCUCAAUUGACAGUUAGGUGUAGUUCUUAAUUUUUCUGAUCACAGAGAACCAGAUGUAAACUAUGUUGUGACUUUGGAGUUUGUUGGUUCUUUUUCUGUUCGUUAAUUGUUUAUUAACCAUUUUUUUUCUUCGUA